AUGAGUCAUCUUCCCGCUCUGCUCCCAGUCCCCUCAACCUGCAAACAUAUCAGUCACCUAAGCACAACUCACCUACAAAAACACGUACCACUGCCGCUCCCAGUCCCCUCACCCUGCGAACAUAUCAAUCACCUAGCAACGCACUCACCGACUGCAACACGUACCACUGCCGCUCCCAGUCCCCUCAACCUGCAAACAUAUCAGUCACCUAUGCAAGCACUCACAAACUGCAACACGUACACUGCCGCUCCCAGUCCCCUCAGCCUGCAGACAUAUCAAUCACUCAAGCAACGCACUCACCAACUGCAACACGUACCACUGCCGCGCCCAGUCCCCUCAACCUGCGAACAUGUCAAUCACUCAAGCAGCACUCACCAACUGCAACACUACCACUGCCGCUCCCAGUCCCCUCAGCCUGCAAACAUAUCAAUCACUCAAGCUGCACUCACCAACUGCAACACUACCACUGCCGCUCCCAGUCCCCUCAACCUGCAAACAUAUCAAUCACCUAGCAACGCACUCACCAACUGCAACACGUACCACUGCCACUCCCAGUCCCCUCAACCUGCGAACAUAUCAAUCACUCAUGCAACGCACUCACCAACUGCAACACGUACCACUGCCGCUACCAGUCCCCUCAGCCUGCAAACAUAUCAAUAA
This is a messenger RNA of Babesia bigemina, 660 nucleotides long. RefSeq lists its product as hypothetical. NCBI's taxonomy places the organism in Eukaryota, Apicomplexa, Aconoidasida, Piroplasmida, Babesiidae. The transcript has a single exon. Bases 1 to 660 code for a protein of 219 amino acids. The record is from RefSeq and is a predicted model, not a curated record.